This is a messenger RNA of Rotaria socialis, 3708 nucleotides long. Lineage: Eukaryota; Metazoa; Rotifera; Eurotatoria; Philodinida; Philodinidae. The record is from the annotation of a GenBank genome assembly.
AUGGCGGACAGCAACAGCACAACAACAUUUAUAGACCAAUUAAAUUCUCUUCGCUCAAUUUUACGUUCCGAUGAUCAUCUUCACAUUCAACCAUCGGGAGAUUACGAACAAGUUCGCAUCAAACUCGAUCAUGAUAUUCAAUUAGGUUUUUUCUUUGAUUCACUUGAUUCUCUUAACAAAUCCUUAACUGUCAAUAAUGUCACUGACUUACGAAUGAAUAAAUCAUCGAAUAAAUGUCCAUUGAGUAAUGCUGAAUGGACAACUAUUCGUAAAUAUUUUGAUGAGCUUAUUCGAAAAUCGAACAAAUCAACUUCAGUUGAAUCAAUUAUUCAAUCAAUUCAAGAUCACUUAUUAAAAUUGACCAUAACAAGUCAAAAGUCGAAACAAACAGAUAAAACGUUAGAUGAUGUUACACCAGCCGAAGAUAUGUCUUCGCCAGGAAAUAAAUUUCGUGGUACGAUAUCGAUAUUUAAUCGAAUCUUACACGAUAAAACAAUCGAUCGAUCACAAGUGAUGCUUGGCUAUGAAGAUCGUUUUACCGGAAUACAUGAAAUGCCAUUUAAUGAAUUUAAAAGAGUGGAAAAUCAUGAGACAGGCGUUCCAAUGCAUCGUGUUCGAUAUUUUAAAAUUAAUGGAAAUAUUGUUUGGGAUAGAACGAAAAAGAUAGAUUUACUAACGGGGAGUGAUCAACCGAAUGGAGCACCUAUUGAAAAUAAUCCAAGCUCUAAUCUUGCACAAGGAUUAUAUCGUUUUGAUCCUUCUCUUCAACAAUGGGUGGAAUGCCCACAUAUAUCACUAGCAUCCGAUGACACUAAAAUUCCAUCAACAAAAGAAACGUGUCUACCUGAACGAUGCCAUUUUCUAUCGUGGAAUAUUCUAUCUGAUAAUUACCAAACAGAAUCUAUUCACACCUGUCAACGACAUCAUACAUUGCUUUAUACACUGAAAACACUUUUACCCGAUGUUAUUUGUUUACAAGACGUCACAGUUAGUUUUCUGAAUCUUCUUCUAAAUGAAUUAUGGCUACAAGAAAAUAAUUAUUAUAUUGUUAUUAUGAAAAGUGUGAUUAAUAGUGAACAAAAUAAAUCCUGUGGACAAAUGAUAUUGACAAAAAAUUUUCGACCUCGAUCAUUGACAAUGUGUCCACUUCAUGUUUCCGGUGAUGCUGAAACAACAAAAGAAAUUAUUAUGGCUAGAUUUGGUCUAAGUCCUAAAAUAACAAUUGAUCUCGCUAAUCUUCACUUGUUUAGUGAUCAUUGUGAUAAUGUAGAAGAAAAACGUUGUCAAACGUUAGAAAAUAUUUUUAACAAAAUGAAAACAAAUAACUACAUGCUUAUUGGAGAUUUUAAUUUUGGAGAUUAUAAUUUGAAAGAACAAGAUAUUCUCGAAAAAUAUCAAGACGAAGUUCAUGAUCUCUGGAAAGAUAUUUAUCAUAUUGAUCAGAAUCCCGGUUAUACAUUUGAUCCAUCCAGUAAUCUUUGUGCUCGCAUCACAUCUACUUCACAAAUAAAGCUUCGCUCAGAUCGAUAUUUAAUGCGUACAUUAGAUACUCUUUCAUAUUCUAUUGAACAUCUGGCGAUCAUUGCGACUGAAACCAUUCCUAUCAAUCCAUUCGAUGAUGAUGAUUUUCAACGAAUUCAUCAAUCUGAUCAUUAUGCUUUACAAUUAGUUAUGAAUUUUCGAACACGAUCCAUCAGUCAUCGCUCGGCAGUUGCCAUUUUACCAACACUGAAUACAUGGCCAUUGAUCGAUCCUUAUCGACAACAAUAUGAUCCAUCGUUCGAUCGAUGGCCUCCACAUAUUAAUCUACUAUGGCCAUUUUUCGAUUUAACCGAUUGUGAAGAAGAUCAAGAAAAUAUUCUUUUACAAUUGCGGCUUCUCUUAUGUCAAUAUGAAUCCUUUUCUGCUGGAAUCGAUCAAAUAGAUUCAUUCGUCGAAAAUAAAACGAUCUACAUGAAAUUAAAUCAACAGUCCGAAAACCAUGUGAAAAAAUUACACGCGCAACUCAUCAAACUCUUUCCGCAACUUUCGGGAAAUCAUAAAAAUCGUUAUAAUCCAAGUAUGACAAUCGGAUACUUUGAUACUGACGAAAAAUUUAAACAAGCGAAAUCAUCACUAAUUUUAAAUGAAUCAUUUCAAUUUCCUGUUCAUUAUAUUUAUAUUCUACAACGAUCACUUGACAAUGAUACAGAACCAUUUCAUAUUGCUUAUCAAUUACCCUUAGGUUCUGUGCUCCCACCAAUCAAUUCUAAACAAUUACACUCUGUAGAUGAGAAAUUACAGCAAUUCUUUCAAACCAUGAAUCUCUAUGAAAGUGAACAAUCUUACCAAAGAAAACAAGAGAAAUUCGAGAAACUUUCAUCUUGUUUCGAACAAAUAUUCAACAAUGACACAUUACACUGCUUCACUCAUUCAUUUCUUCCCUAUGGAAGUUUUCGUAUUGGAAUCAAUGGACAAGAUGUUGAUACAGUAUUUAUUUUAAAUGAAAUUAAGUGUGAUAACAAUCAAGCGACUAGUUUUGAUGAAGCACUUCGUGAAUUGAAACAUGAUCCAACUGGAUUAAAUGAUCAUAUUGUUGAUUUAUUGGAGACACAAAUCAAUGGAACUAUGAAAAAUGAAAUUCUUCACUAUCGAAAGAUUCAAGCUCUAUUUCCAAUAAUAUCAAUUGUAUUUCAUGAUCAAACAAAAGUAGAAAUAUUUGUGCAGAUAAAAAUAAUCAAAGAAAAAUCGGCUAAAUACGAUUUGAACCUAGUUUCGAAUUUUCAUGAACCUAUUACAGGGGUGCAUGAAAUUGAAUACUUACUCGUUCAUGUGCGUUCUCCACCUAUCUUUCAGUAUCUGCUAACAUUCGUUCGAACGUGGGCACAACGUGUCGGCCUCUAUGGUCGUGUCUAUGGUUAUUUAGGUGGUUACUCAUGGGCUAUUUUAUGUGCCUAUAUUUGCCAUAAAUUUCUGGCACCGAUAAAAUCUCUUUCAUCAAUUGAACAAUUCUCUAUUGAGGAAUUCUUUUCAUUAGUACAACAAUUUUUUUCAACAUUCGCACAUUUCAAUUGGUUAGGAGACACUGUUCGUCUCUAUCCGAAAACAUAUAAACAGAAGUCGCUGUCUGAUAAAUCACUCGCAUAUCAUCGAGGUUCUAUGCGUAUUAUAUCACCAAGUGCACCAUUUAACAAUACAGGACGAUCAACCAGUAACUCUACUCGUGAUCUAAUUAGUGAAGGUUUUGAACGUGUUCUACAAUUAAUCGAUACAAUCAAUACGAUCACUCUAGAUGAUAAAUCAAAUGCACUGAGACAAAUUCUCGAGUUAACUAACCAUUUUCCUAAUGAAAAAAUGAAAUCAAUUCUUCAAUUAACACUUUCAAGCGACAGUACUGAUGAACUGCAUGCUUGGACUGGUUGGAUGCAAUCACGCUUAGCUCACUUCCUAAAUGAUUGUGAAGAAGAAUGUCAUUUAUCUAUUCAAACACAAAGUUCAAUUGAAUAUCGAUCAAAGAAUACGGAAGCGUUUUAUUCAAUUGGUUUUCAAGUUGAUCCACAAUCAUUGAAUCAGCAUCGAUAUUUUUCAUAUUGGCUAAAACAAUUUCUUGAUCAAUUCAAUCUAUUCCCACAGCGAACAGAAUCAAUGAAAGUUUCACAUAAAAUUAUUUGCAUACAUGAUUGGAAACUUGAACGAAUGCAACCGAAACCACAAAGAAUAAGAAAAUAA